This is a messenger RNA of Fusarium sp. VM40, 2751 nucleotides long. Lineage: Eukaryota; Fungi; Ascomycota; Sordariomycetes; Hypocreales; Nectriaceae. The record is from the annotation of a GenBank genome assembly.
AUGAUCCGCCAAGACUUCAAGUUCUGGUCUUCUUGGGGCACCGGAGGUUCCCGCGAACGUGUGGCGCCUUGGCAACUUGGUCCAGACAGAACUUCCAAGGAUAUGCCUGAGGAUAUCCUGCGAUGGGUAGCUUCUAUGGAUACGGACUUGGCUCUUGCUCAGCUCUUGUCCAGCAACGAUGGUAUUUCUGACGCUGAAGCUACAGCUCGACGAGGUAUUCAUGGCGAGAAUGUUGUCUCGUCUAGCAAGCCUCAGUCGUGGUUCAUGCUUCUUCUGUCUGUCCUUCCGAACCCGUUCAAUAUCUUACUGGUCUUCCUGGCGAUUCUUAAUGUUGCGUUGCCGGAUCCAAGCUGGAAAGGAUUUGCUGUUCUCAUAGUCAUGAUUGUCAUCUCGGUUGCUGUACGCUUCUGGCAAGAGUACCAAAGUGGAAUAGCUGUCUUUCGCCUCCAAUCGUCAAUCGUCCCCAAGGUCCGAGUCCGUCGACCUGCGACCGAAAAAGACGGACUGCAGACUUCCUGGACUGAGGAGACUGUUACUGACAGCAAUCUGGUCCCUGGAGAUGUGGUGAUUCUGGUGCCAGGGGCGAUUGUUCCUGCUGAUUGUCUUAUCCUCGAGUCAUCUUAUCUCAGGAUCAGCCAGUCGGCUUGGACAGGUGAAAGCGAGCCUGUGCUCAAAGAAACUGGCCCACCUGAUGCGAAAGAGGCUUUUUCGAUCUUUGACUACGGCAAUGUGGCACUUAUGGGUACCAACAUCGUGUCUGGUCACGGGGUUGGUCUUGUACUUCGAACUGGUGACGACGCAAUGAUAGCGACCAUGGUCAAAGAGGUAGAGAAGAAGCGACAGCCAAACGCCUUCCAAAAGGGCAUUCUCAACGUUACGUGGAUGCUCAUUGGGUUCAUGGUUGUCAUGGUUCCUAUCGUCCUGGUCAUCUCUGGUAAAACCACAGGAGACUGGAAAAGUGCUGCACUUUUCAGCAUCAGCGUUGCCGUUGGUCUUGUUCCCGAAAUGCUUCCCGCCAUCGUCAAUGCGAACCUCGCUCGAGCCGCCCACCAGCUUUCCAAGAAACAAGCAAUUGUCAAGCGCCUUGACUCGGUUCAAAAUCUCGGAGCUAUGACAGUUCUCUGCAGCGAUAAGACAGGAACUUUGACCAAAGACGAGCUUUCCGUACAUCGAUACACGAACCCCGACGAAGAAGAAAAUCUGAACAUCAUCGAGCUGGCGAAAGUCGAUUCCCAAAUUCAGGGCAACAGUGGAAACAACAUGGACAGAACCAUUCUCAAUUAUCGCCUGCCGCACGAAGAGGAUGUCCCUGUAGCUCAUUACGACAAGGUUCGCGUCAUCCCAUUCGAUUUCGAGCGUCGUCGAUCAGGAUGCGUUGUUCGCGGAAUCACCGGACAGAAUCUUCUCAUCGUAAAAGGCGCUUUUGAGGAAGUGCUUGCUCGUUGUUCAUCUAUGAGAUGUCAUGGCAAGAGUGAGAACCUGAGCGAUGAGCAACAGCAGCGCUGGAGAAAGAUGGCUCUUCAGAUGAACAUGGCAGGGUACCGUGUUCUUCUCUUGGCGACCAGAACUCUUGGAAAGUCUUUUGUCGAUGAUGUUAAUAUGCUCGAGACAAACAUGACCCUCGAGGGCAUCAUCAGCUUCUCCGAUCCACCCAAGGACGAUGCGAAAGAGGCUAUUGCCAGUCUCACUGAACUUGGAGUUUGUGUCAAGGUUCUUACAGGCGAUACACUACCCGUUGCUCUCAACAUCUGCCGAUCUCUCGAACUGCUUCAGCAACGUGAUACAACAGACGAUGACACUGAAGCCAUCUCCGGUCCGGAACUCGCGCUCCUUGAAGAUUCCCCCGAGUUCGACCUGGCCGUGGAGAGAUGCAGCGUCUUUGCCAAAGUGACGCCCAAGCAAAAAGGAUUGAUUGUCACAAGUCUUCAAAAGGCAGGCCACUGUGUGGGUAUGCUCGGCGAUGGGAUCAACGACUGUGGUGCUCUCCGAGAUGCUGACGUCGGUAUCUCGGUUGACUCGGGAGCUGGUGUUGCCAAGGACUGCGCCGAUUUGAUCUUGACGGAGAAGGGACUUUCCAUCAUUGUGCAGAGUGUUAUUCUGGGAAGGAUUACGCAUGGGAAUACGAUCAAGUACAUCAAGAUGGUGGCAUCCUCGAAUUUCGGCAACGUUUUUAGUAUCUUGGCGGCCAGUGCGUGGCUACCUUUUACGCCGAUGACCAGCAUUCAACUUCUCGCUCAGAAUCUUUUGUACGACAUCAGCCAGAUCGCCAUUCCCUGGGAUCGCGUAGAUGAAGAGUACCUCCGAGUACCACGAAGAUGGCACGCGAUGGAUAUCCUCAAGUUUGUCAUUGUCCUCGGUCCAACCAGUUCAGUCAUCGAUAUCUGCACCUUUCUCCUAGGCUGGUUCUACUACGGUAUACGAUCCGCCGACGACACGCAGGGUGUCAAGAUGUUUCAGACACAUUGGUUCCUCCAAGGACUCCUCACUCAGACUCUCAUCGUGCACUUGCUUCGCACAGCAAAGUUACCCAUCAUUCAGAGUCGUGCGGCGCCGAUACUUGUCUUCUCCACUGUGGCCAUCAUGAUCAUCGGCUUUGUUUUUCCAUGGAUCCCAGCUCUGAGGCCUGCCUUUCAAUUUGCCCAGCCGGCGGUGACCUUUGUCGGGUUCUUGGCGGCUGAGCUGCUGGCUUAUGCUGUAGAAGUUCAGUUGGUCAAGAUGGUCUAUAUCCGAGUAUUUGGUACAUGGCUGUAA